This is a messenger RNA of Closterium sp. Naga37s-1, 342 nucleotides long. The record is from the annotation of a GenBank genome assembly. NCBI's taxonomy places the organism in Eukaryota, Viridiplantae, Streptophyta, Zygnematophyceae, Desmidiales, Closteriaceae.
AUGCUGCUUGUCCCUGAGGGAGACCCGGAUGCACCAGACAUCCCGACCCCGUGGUCUUACUCAGAGGCGAUUACGGGUCCUUACUCCUCUCAGUGGCAGGCAGCCAUGGAUGCUGAGAUGGCAUCCUGGAAGUCCACAGGCACCUACGUCAACGAGGUUCCCCCACCAGGGGCGAACAUAGUCGAUGGCAUGUGGAUUUUCAGGGUGAAGCAGCCGCCGGGUUCUCCGCCUGCUUUCAAGGCGCGUUACGUUGCUCGAGGCUUCACUCAGCGUGACUACGAGUUGCACUCUCUGGACUUCAGCACAGUUUUCUUGCAGGGCAACCUGCACGAGGAGAUCUGA